AUGACCAUCUUCAACAUGACAGGCAGUACUAUCUCUAAGGUUCCUACUAUGUUGGUGUGUAUCAUGGCUUGGCAAUCCAUUUGGACAGAAAUUUUUGUUACCGCAACAUCUUUCAAGAUGUUAGAAAGUUCAAGCCAGAAAUUCCAUCAGGGUUUCACGUAUCUCAUUGGGAAACUCAUGGGUUUGGCAUUCACUAUUUAUAAGUGCCAGUCUAUGGGACUGUUGCCUACACAUGCAUCAGGUGAAUUAGCCUUCAAUUGA
Messenger RNA from Artibeus jamaicensis (Jamaican fruit-eating bat), 261 nucleotides. Its product is annotated as ER membrane protein complex subunit 4-like. Lineage: Eukaryota; Metazoa; Chordata; Mammalia; Chiroptera; Phyllostomidae. Gene Ontology annotation, biological process: protein folding in endoplasmic reticulum. Gene Ontology annotation, cellular component: EMC complex. Bases 1 to 261 code for a protein of 86 amino acids. The transcript has 2 exons. The record is from RefSeq and is a predicted model, not a curated record.